Messenger RNA from Leucoraja erinaceus (little skate), 5590 nucleotides. Its product is annotated as sodium/potassium-transporting ATPase subunit beta-1-interacting protein 3. The coding region runs from base 312 to 935 and encodes 207 amino acids. Gene Ontology annotation, biological process: regulation of sodium ion transport. The transcript is spliced from 7 exons. The record is from RefSeq and is a predicted model, not a curated record. NCBI's taxonomy places the organism in Eukaryota, Metazoa, Chordata, Chondrichthyes, Rajiformes, Rajidae.
UCAACUUUCUUUGACCCAGCCCAUAAACCCCGGCCAUCCCAUCUUCCCGUUUCAUAGUUGUCUUCCCCGGCAAGCGAGCGGAUCGGGCUUCCCAGUCGUACAAGGAGGGACUCGAGUCCUCUCAGCCGCAACGAUCCCAGUGUUGUUGGAUUGUACCAGCCUUCUCCCUGCCUGCUUCCCAUUAUUUGCAGCGUGUAUAUGGAGUGACAGCUCACACCAGACUCUGCUGAUCAGACCCUCUGAUUGCUGUACAGAAGGUGCAAGAAGAACCCCUUUCAAAUUCUUCCCGCAAGACUUUUCCUCCGGUUGGAAUGGGUUGCUGCACAGGUCGCUGUACUUUAAUUUUCCUCUGCACUUUGCAGCUGCUGGCAGCAUUGGAGAGACAGAUCUUUGAUUUUCUGGGUUACCAGUGGGCACCCAUACUAGCCAACUUCCUUCAUAUAAUUGUUAUCAUUCUGGGACUGUUUGGAACAAUUCAAUACAGACCUCGCUAUAUUGUGGUGUACUCUAUUUGGACAGCCCUGUGGGUCGCCUGGAAUGUAUUCAUUUUCUGCUUCUAUUUGGAGGUUGGAGGACUCUCAAAGGACAGUGAUCUGAUGACCUUCAAUAUCUCGAUGCACCGCUCAUGGUGGAGGGAGCAUGGACCUGGGUGUGUGAGGAAGGAGCUGACUGCUUCAGCCAGCAAAAGCUUGGAUGACCGCACCUAUAUCUCAGUGACUGGCUGCAUCGUCGACUUUCAAUACCUGGAGGUUAUUCACAGCUCCUUCCAAAUACUACUGUCACUCGUUGGUUUUGUCUACGCCUGCUAUGUGGUCAGCGUUUUCACUGAAGAAGAGGACAGCUUUGAUUUCAUAGGUGGACUUGAUUCCUUCACCUGCCAAGCUCCCCAGAAACCCUCCCAUGUACAGUUAACGCCUGUUUAUCUGUCGAAGUAAAUGACGGAUAUCAGAUGACCAUCGACUGGGAGACCUCUGGCAGUGAUACAUUUCAAACUACGGUUCAGAGGGAAAGAAGGUUAAAUGUUAUAUCAGGUGUGGGCAGGUACUCCCACAUAAUUCAUUUCUGACCAAAACUCAAGUCAAGGACUAAUUUAGGCAAAUCCAAGUUGAUUAUGAAAUACUUGGUUCUGGUUACUGACUGUUUCUUGUCCUUUGCUGUACAAUAAUGGUACCUUGUAUGGAGCGUCUAGUUGAAAUAUGUACACUGUAGCAAACAGUGAAUUUGGUAAAGUUAAGUGAUUUGUUUCAGGUAAAACCCACUGUGCAAAAGGAAAACAUUACUGGAUUUUGUGCUGACAGCAAAUCGGUCCUUUGACAGUAGCAACUGUUUCUCUGUAGAAUAUUUAAACAAUUCUGUUUUCAACUUGUACAAAAAUACUUUUUUAUGAAUUUAUGAACUAUUCAUUCUUAACACAUUUGUAAGAUAAUGUUAGCACCCCAGUAUUUUGUAGUCUUGUGAAUGUUACAUUUUAUGUGAAAUAUAUCUUUUAGGGUAUUUAUGGAUUAUAGAGUAGGUGAUUAAAGCAAUCCUUUCAUUCUCAGUAUUGCUGCAUUCCACUACCAGUCUGUUGAACGGAGCAUAUGACAUGGUUGCAUUAUCCUAACUGCUUGAUCUAAAUGUCAGCAUUCACAUUCUCAAAGACACUGAAAGAUUAAAGUAUCCUGGUCUCAGAGCCUAUAGAAAGCUACACUUACAUACUUUACCUGGAAUACACAUUAAUUUAAACAAAGACCUACAGAUUUCUUCGAAAUGUAGGCGGCUCGAAUUACAUCCUGCCUAAAAGGGGGCAAGUGGAAGGUGGGUUGCCCUUGCACAUCUGUUCAUACAGGUGAGCAUCCAGGAUUGUUAUUGUAUUUGCCCAGAGCUGAUCGAAGUCUAGCAAAAAGAGUGGAAGGAAUGCACCGCAUCGUACUAUCCACCCACAUUCUUUUAUCAAACAUUUGUUGCCACGUAUGUGCCAGAAACUGCAGAUCUCACAUUGGGGUUGUCAGCCCUCUUAAAAUCCACAGAGGUGCAGAGAAAGUAAGUUAUCCUCAACAACCAACCUCUAAGGAUGGCAGCGCAGUUAGUGAACUGAGGAUAGUUCUGGUGAAGCACUCUUGCCUGGGCAUGUUGUUCUCCUAGCAGCAAAGCUACAGGUAGGUCAAUAGUGCUCUUCCACCUCCUACCCCUUCUCUUGUGGAUGCCCAUACAUGGCAAGGGCCAGUCCUUCAGCUUAUUGUCAUUGUGCACCUUAGGUGGAUUAGCAUGUUGUGAGAAAAUUACAAAGAGAUAAUAGCAAAAAGCCAAAAUAUGAGGUUUAAUGUGGGGAAAUGGGAGAUUUGUAAGGAAGAUUAUAAAAACAAAUUAUUUAAAUGGAGUGAGAUUAUAACUGAUCAAGGGGAUACUAGAACAAGAAACACACAAAUCUAGCAUGCAGGUAGAAAGAAAUGAGAUAUCUUAAUAGAAUGUUGGUCUUCAUUGGGGGCAUGGAGUAUAAAAUAGACCAGUUGUGAUGCAACCUUGCCGUCAUUGGUGAGACUGCACAAGUGAGUUCAAUUUUGAUCUCCAUAUUUAAGAUAGGACGUGCUUGCAUGCAGGGCAAUCCAGAGAUGCCCAGGGUGAAGGGAUGAUGCACACCUGUGGGAAGUAGCUAGUGCUUGUUGAGAAGGUUUAAACUGCAGUGGCAAGUGGUGCAAACCAGAGCAGAACAUCAGCAAAUGCAAAGUUAAUAACCAUGGGAAGUGCGCCCACCUGCAACUCCUACCCGGUAGUGUGAGAGAACUGGAGCUGCAUCUGGAUGACAUCAAGAUCAUCCGGGAGAUGAGAGCGUCAUAGAUAGGAGUUAUAGUGAGGUGGUCACACCCAUGCUGCAGGCAGAAAGGAGAUUGGUAUCCACCAAGAAAGGGAGUAGACUGAGAAUGCAGGAAUCCCCUGUAGAUAUGCCUCUGAAAAGAGUUAUACUCAUUUGGAUAUAGUUGGAUGACAGCUCAGGGGAAGGCAGUAACAGCAGUCAGGUCUGUGGUGCAGUGAAGAAGGUUGAAGUCAGACAGGGCUGCAGUGAUAGGAGACACUAGUUAGAAGGUUGGAUAGGAGAUUUGUGUCUGCAAAUGGGACUCCAAGAUGGUGUGCUUCAUCCCUUGCACCAGGGUCUAGGAUGACUCAGAGCAGCCGCAGAACAUUCUCAGGAAUGUGCAGCCAGAAGUAAUCGUGCAUGUUGGUACAAAUGAUGUAGGUAGAAAAAGGGAUGCGGCCCUAUAGAGUGAAUAUUGAGAUAUAGACAAAGGCAGUUAUCUCGAGAUCACUCCCUAUGCUACGCGCUAUUGCUAUUAGGAAUAGGAAGAUAGAAUGGAUGAAUGAGUGGCUGGGAAGUUGGUGCAGUGGGCAAGGAAUCAGAUUUGUGGACUCUUGGAAUCUCUUCUAGGGCAGAUGUGACCUGCAGAAGAGGGACAGGUUGCAUCUGAACUGAAAGGGGGACCAAAUUCCUUGCAGGGAGGUUUGCUAGUACUAUUUGAGAAGGUUUAAACUAUAGUAGGUAGUGGUGCAAACCAGAACAGAACAUCAGCAAAUGCAAAGUUGAGGUUAUGACCAUUAAGUCGCAAAGGAAGAGCAGGCAGGGAGAGGUUAAGGAAUAUGGCGAAUUUGAUGUUCGGAAGUACAUUUAUUUUAAUGCAAGGGGUAUUGUGGGUAAAGCACGAUAUUUAAAUUUAACUUAGAAUCUGCAUCAGGGCUUGGAACUAUGAUGAUGUGGGCAUUACCAAGGCUUGAUUGCAAGAGGGACAGGACUGGCAGCAGAACAUUCCAGGGUUUCGAUGUGAUAUAGAGGGAGGUAAAAGAGGUAUAGAGGAGUGCCUUACUAAUCGGAGAGAAUGUCACAGCAGCACUCAGAGAGGACAAACUGGAGGGUUCACCUACUGAGGCAAUAGGGGUAGAGCUCAAAAAUAAGAAAGGUACAUUUCCUCUAUAGGGCCACUCAAUAGCCAGUGGGAGAUAACAUAACAAAUGUGUAGGCAGAUUAUGGAAAGAUGCAAAAAGCAACAAGGUUACCAUAGAAGAUUACUUUAAUUUCCUCAAUUUGGACUGGGGCCUAGUGCAAAGGGCUUGGAUUGUUAGGUGUAUCCAAGACGGCUUCAGAUAUGACAUGUCUAACUCGAGGAGGGACCACACUGAACAAUGUAUGGGGAAACAAGCUUGGGCAGGUGACUGGUGUUUCAGUGGAAGAGCAUUCAGGUUAGAAUGAUCACAACUCUCCAAGUUUUAAGAUAGCUAUGAAUAAGGAUACAUCUGGACCUUGGGGGAACGUAUUAAAAUGAGGGAAAAGGCAGAUUACAGAAUUAAUAGGCAGGAUUGAGGAAGAGUAAAUUGAGAGCCGUUUUUAUUGGGUAAAUCCACAACUGACGCAUGUUGUUUAAAGGCCAGCUGAUCAGAGUUCAGGAUCAACGUUUUCCAGUUAGGAGGAAGGAUAAGGAUGGCAAGGUAAGGAACCUUGAAUGACCAAAGAGGUUGUAAAUUUGGUUAAAAAGAAAAAGGAAGCAUAUGCAAGGUUUAGAAAGAUUAAAUCAGACAGAGCCUUUGAGGUAUAUAAAGCAAGUAGGAAAGAACUUGUGGACAAUUAGGGGUGCAAAAAAAAGGACUAUGAAAUAUCAUUGGGCAAGUAGGAUUAAUAAAAUCCUGAGGCUUUUUAUAUGUACAUGUACUUCUGUAACACAGAGAGUUGCAGAGGGUUGGUCUUUUGGGUAUAUUAACAGAUAUUUAAACAACAAGGGAGACAAGGGGUAUGAGGAAUGAGUGGGAAAGUGAUGUUCAAGGUCAAAUUGUGGCGUGACCACUGGGUGGAGUGCUGUCUGUGGUUACAAAUCAGCUGCACGUUCAAGGAUACUAUCUCAUUCUUCUGAAAGACACAACAGGCUAGUGCUGGAAUAGAGUCUAUGGGAAGUCUGCAAAGUUAGCAAAGACCUCUCAGCUCUGCCAUACCCUGCUAGAACUAGGGUACACACUAGGAUACAGCAGCCACAACACCAGAGCAUAAAACCCAAGGAUGAUCGUGACUGUAUUGUGGUUGCAACUGAUAAUGUAGUUAGAUGACAUUCUCUUCCAUGAACAAAGACGUCCCAGACAUUUGUCCUCAAUAUUGUAAAGGUACAACACUCCUUGAAUACUCACUGUGGAAAUAACUGUGUGCCCAAUCCCCUACUUUUCCUUCACCCUUGCCUGUCUUCUUAUCUGCUUCCAUGUUCCAUGAACCUUAAACCAAUAUGAACCAGGUUUGGAAUAAAUUGCAUUAUAGGAAGAACAAUCACCACCAUAAAAUUUGUUGAUAGAAAUCAGAAGUAGGCAAAAUAAAUACAAGAGUCAACGAUGCUGAAUAAAAACUUCAGCAAAAGUUUCAAGAGAUAUUUGAUCCAGAAUUGUCUUUGCUUGCUCUUUUACAAAAUGUCCAACAUUCUGAUCAGGCCAACAGUUGUUAAGGCCUUCCUGGGCCUGUUACAACAAGGAGCCACGCUAAUUUUCUGGUCCUCUGUUGUGACAGAAACAGAGCAGGCCAACGAUGUAAUAGAUAACAUUAAUUUCAGUCUGUUUCUCUUGAAAAGCCCAGUUUCAUCCUGAUGAA